AUGUGUACGCAUUGUUUUCUGGUGUCUACCAGUACAUUGACAACUGUCAGGGUUAACUCUGCAAGAGCAUCAGCACAGUACUCAAAUGAACUGAAUCGCGGAAAAAAAUACAAGCAAGAAGAUUCAAGAAUUAGAACAUCAAUAAAAGAAGGAAUUGAAGAAUCUAAUCCAAAUAUGGUUCCAAAGCCAUACGAUGAUUUAUUCAUUGAACCAGCUGGUGAUUACGAUGUUGUCUAUGCUGAUUACAAUACUACGUUAGUUUAUCUAAUUUUCAAAUUAUUAUUUUUUGAUUCAAAUAAUUUGGCCAUUGUUUUUAAAAAACUGGCAAGUGAAUUGAAGAAAUUUCAACUAAUCAGUUCAAUGAUUGAUACACAUUUGUUGAAUUGUUAUGGAUAA
This is a messenger RNA of Thelazia callipaeda (thelaziosis nematode), 396 nucleotides long. The record is from the annotation of a GenBank genome assembly. Lineage: Eukaryota; Metazoa; Nematoda; Chromadorea; Rhabditida; Thelaziidae.